AGCUAUUGUUUUCCCUGGAUCACUGGCAUGUUGAUGACUCGGAUGCUAAAAAAGCAGACAGUUUUGCUGUUCUUGCAUUUUCGAUCCAAGAAUGCAGGCGAGAACUAACAGAAAUCCUAAGAAGGAGCUUGUUAUAGAGUCUCCGCAGCAGUGCAAGGAUGCAGGUGCCUGCGAGGCAGAAGUGGACAGUCCUGUGGUGGUGCUGGCAAAACCAAAGCUCAUCGAACCAAUCGACUAUGAAAAUGUCAUUGUUCAAAGGAAAACACAAAUUCUGAAUGAUGCUCUACGUGAGAUGCUGCUUUUCCCUUAUGAUGACUUUCAGACAGCAUUAUUGAAACGGCAGAGUCGAUACAUACAUUCCACCGUCCCUGAAAACGCAGAGAAAGAAGCUCAAAGUUUGUUUGUAACUGAGUGCAUCAAAACCUACAAUUCAGACUGGCAUGUUGUUAACUAUAGAUAUGAAGAUUACUCAGGAGACUUUCGACAGCUUCCAAAUAAAGGGACUAAAUCAGAGAAGCUUCCGGUUCAUUUGUAUGAAGUGGAUGAAGAUGCAGAUAAAGAUGAGGAUGCAGCAUCUCUUGGAUCUCAGAAGGGUGGGAUAACAAAGCAAGGAUGGCUCUACAAAGGCAACAUGAACAGUGCAAUCAGUGUGACAAUGCGGUCAUUUAAGAGAAGGUUUUUCCACUUAAUCCAGCUUGGUGAUGGAUCCUAUAAUCUCAAUUUCUACAAAGAUGAAAAAAUAUCRAAAGAACCUAAAGGAUCUAUAUUUUUAGAUUCAUGCAUGGGAGUGGUUCAGAACAAUAAAGUCAGACGUUUUGCAUUUGAGCUGAAGAUGCAAGACAAAAGUAGUUACCUUUUAGCUGCAGACAGUGAACUGGAAAUGGAAGAGUGGAUAAACACACUGAACAAAAUCCUCCAGCUUAACUUUGAGGCUGCAAUGCAAGAAAAACGAAAUGGAGAAUCUCAUGAGGAUGAUGAGCAAAGCAGAAUGGAAAGCUCCUCAUGUAGUUUUGAUAACUACUAUCCUGAAAGUGCAAAGAGCGCCAGAGAAGCAGAAAUCAAGUUCAAAAGUGAAAGCAGAGUUAAACUAUUUGCCUUGGAUCCGGAUGCACAGAAACUUGACUUUUCUGGUAUUGAACCAGAAGUGAAGCCAUUUGAAGAGAAAUUUGGAAAAAAAAUUCUUGUGAAGUGUAAUGAUUUAUCCUUCAAUUUGCAAAGCUGCGUUGCUGAAAAUGAAGAGGGACCAACUACAAAUGUAGAACCAUUCUUUGUCACAUUAUCAUUAUUUGAUAUUAAAAAUAACCGGAAGAUUUCAGCAGAUUUCCAUGUUGAUUUGAACCACAUCUCAGUGAGACACAUGAUAUCCAAUGCUUCCCAACAAAUGAUGAAUGGUAGUGGUGACAGCUUGCACAGAAUUCAAGGGAUUUAUGAAACAGUACUGCAGUAUCCAAGACAGGGAAUAUUUUCAGUCACCUGUCCCCAUCCUGACAUUUUCCUUGUGGCUAGAAUAGAAAAAGUAUUACAAGGAAGUAUUACCCAUUGUGCUGAACCAUAUAUGAAAAGUUCAGAUUCUUCCAAGGUUGCACAGAAGGUUUUGAAGAACGCUAAGCAGGCAUGCCAGAGAUUAGGACAAUACAGAAUGCCUUUUGCCUGGGCAGCUAGGACACUGUUUAAAGAUGCCUCAGGAACACUAGACAAAAAUGCAAGAUUUUCUCCUCUCUUCAGACAAGACAGUAAUAAACUUUCAAAUGAAGACAUGCUGAAGUUGUUAGCAGAUUUCAGAAAACCUGAAAAGAUGGCCAAGCUUCCUGUUAUUUUAGGAAAUCUGGAUGUUACGAUUGAUAACGUGUCACCAGAUUUUCCAAAUUAUGUUAACUCAUCAUACAUUCCCAUGAAACAAUUUGAAAACAGUACCAAGACACUAAUAACGUUUGAAAUAGAGGAAUUUGUUCCCUGUAUACCAAAACAUACUCAGCCUUUCACCAUCUACAACAAUCAUCUUUAUGUUUAUCCAAAGUACUUGAAAUAUGACAGUCAGAAGUCCUUUGCAAAGGCUAGAAAUAUUGCAGUAUGCAUUGAGUUCAAGGAUUCUGAUGAAGAGGAUUCUCUACCUUUAAAGUGCAUCUAUGGUAGACCAGGUGGACCAAUAUUUACUAGAAGUGCAUUUGCUGCUGUUUUGCAUCACCACCAAAAUCCAGAAUUUUAUGAUGAGAUUAAAAUAGAAUUGCCAACUCAGUUACAUGAAAAACAUCAUUUGUUGUUCACCUUCUACCAUGUCAGCUGUGAUAAUUCAAGCAAAGGGAGUACAAAGAAGAAAGAUGUUGUUGAAACACAAGUUGGCUUUUCUUGGCUUCCACUAAUAAAGGAUGGAAGAGUGGUGACAAAUGAGCAACACAUUCCAGUGUCAGCUAAUCUUCCAUCAGGCUACCUUAGUUAUCAAGAAGUGGGGACUGGAAAGCAUUCUGGUCCUGAAAUCAAAUGGGUAGAUGGAGGCAAACAACUGUUAAAAAUAUCCACUCAUCUGGUGUCAACAGUGUAUACUCAGGAUCAGCACUUGCAUAAUUUUUUUCAGUACUGUCAGAAAACAGAGUCUGGAGCUCGUGCACUGGGAACUGAUCUUGUAAAAUAUCUUAAGAGCCUUCAUGCUAUGGAGGGCCACGUAAUGAUAGCUUUCCUGCCAACUGUUCUCAACCAGUUGUUCAGAGUUCUCACUAGAGCUACUCAAGAGGAGGUUGCAGUCAAUGUGACAAGAGUUAUUAUCCAUAUUGUGGCCCAGUGUCAUGAGGAAGGUUUGGACAGUUACCUGAGGUCUUAUGUCAAGUAUGCUUAUAAAGCUGAACCUUAUAUUGCUUCUGAAUAUAAGACUGUACAUGAAGAAUUGACCAAGUCCAUGACCACAAUUCUAAAGCCAUCUGCUGACUUUCUUACAAGCAACAAACUGCUUAAGUAUUCAUGGUUUUUCUUUGAAGUUCUGAUAAAAUCCAUGUCUCAGCAUCUGAUAGAAAACUCUAAAGUGAAGCUGUUGCGAAACCAGAGGUUUUCCGCUUCCUUUCAUCAUGCAGUUGAAACAGUUGUUAAUAUGCUCAUGCCUCACAUCACCCAGAAGUAYAGAGACAAUCCAGAGGCUUCCAAAAAUGCAAACCACAGCCUCGCUGCUUUCAUAAAAAGGUGUUUUACCUUUAUGGAUAGAGGUUUUGUUUUCAAACAAAUCAAUAACUACAUCAGCUGCUUUGCCCCAGGAGAUCCAAAGACACUCUUUGAAUUCAAAUUUGAAUUUCUCCGUGUAGUCUGUAAUCAUGAGCACUACAUCCCUUUGAAUCUACCAAUGCCAUUUGGAAAGGGCAGAAUUCAGAGAUACCAAGACCUUCACCUUGACUAUUCAUUAACAGAUGAGUUCUGUAAGAAUCACUUCUUAGUGGGAUUGCUUCUGAGGGAGGUGGGAAAUGCGUUACAGGAGUUCAGAGACAUCCGGCAGAUUGCAAUUAGUGUGCUCAAGAACUUGAUGAUAAAGCAUUCUUUUGAUGACAGAUAUGCUUCCAGGAGCCAUCAGGCACGAAUAGCCACUAUGUAUUUGCCACUCUUUGGACUGCUCAUAGAAAAUGUUCAGCGAAUCAAUGUCAAAGAUGUGUCUCCGUUUCCUGUUAACCCUUCCAGCAAU
Molecule: messenger RNA, 3658 nt
Organism: Nothoprocta perdicaria
Lineage: Eukaryota; Metazoa; Chordata; Aves; Tinamiformes; Tinamidae
Product: dedicator of cytokinesis protein 9-like
Exons: 32
Biological process (GO): positive regulation of GTPase activity; small GTPase-mediated signal transduction
Molecular function (GO): guanyl-nucleotide exchange factor activity
Source: RefSeq, a predicted model, not a curated record